AUGGCAGGCUCUUGCCUAGCUCAGGGUGACCUUGCUGCAUUUCUCGCCUCCCAAGGGGACCUCAGCACGCUGCUUGAGCUUGUCAGUCUUGUGGAUGGCCUUGCAGACACUCUCUCCUCGGCGUCCAACAUCACCAUCAUAGCGCCAACAAACCAAGCCUUUGCCAACGUGCCACGAGACGUCCCAGAAGGUGAGGCCAUUGAGCUACGGAACGAUACUAUCGCGAUUGGAGCCCUUCUUGCGAACCACGUCUUCCGAGGAGUUUACCCAUCAAAUGUCAUCACCAAUGUCCCCACAUUUGCACAGACCUUGCUCGACGAUUCAUACGUUACUGCUCGACAGCCAUUUUCCAACUUCACUGGCGGCGCAUACAAUGGCCUUGUGAGGAAUGGAGAUGAUCUAUGCGUUCUAUCUGGAGAGCUGACAGUCUCUACCGUCACCGAAGCGGUCGGUAUUUCCUUGAUCUACAUGUCAACUUACGUGAACUGA
Molecule: messenger RNA, 489 nt
Organism: Colletotrichum spaethianum
Lineage: Eukaryota; Fungi; Ascomycota; Sordariomycetes; Glomerellales; Glomerellaceae
Exons: 1
Coding region: 1-489 (162 amino acids)
Source: RefSeq, a predicted model, not a curated record